AUGGGUUCCGGUGUACCUCGCGGAAUUUUGGCCGCGCGUAAGCUCAAGAACCGCAGAAGGCGCGAGAGGUGGGCUGACAAGGCCUACAAGAAGGCACACCUCGGUACGAGGUGGAAGUGCAACCCUUUCAAGGGUAGUUCCCACGCCAAGGGUAUCGUCGUGGAGAAGAUCGCCAUUGAGGCCAAGCAGGUGAUAUGUUUUUCAUACGCUCGGCGCUUAUUGGCUAUUGAAUCCCAAGUCGUGUUGCCCGUUGGCGCUAUACCGCCAAUGGGAGUCAAAAGAUUGGGUACAACAUACACAAAUCGGUCACAGCGUUGGCCCGCGCCUCCGCUGAUUCAUGAGGCCGCCUUUUGUUACAUAUUUGCACAACGCAGGUGUUACCCUAACUCCGCCUAUCGUAAGAGUGUUCGUGUGCAGCUCAUCAAGAACGGUAAGAAGAUCACCGCUUUCGUCCCGAGGGAUGGUUGCCUCAACUACAUCGACGAAAACGACGAGGUGCUCGUCGCCGGUUUCGGUCGUAGUGGACACUCCGUUGGUGACCUUCCCGGUGUGCGUUUCAAGGUCGUCAAGGUCGCCGGUGUCUCCCUUCUCGCCCUGUACAAGGAGAAGAAGGAGAAGCCCAGGUCUUAG
Babesia bigemina is the source of this 630-nucleotide messenger RNA. Its product is annotated as 40S ribosomal protein S12P, putative. Lineage: Eukaryota; Apicomplexa; Aconoidasida; Piroplasmida; Babesiidae. The record is from RefSeq and is a predicted model, not a curated record. The coding region runs from base 1 to 630 and encodes 209 amino acids. Gene Ontology annotation, cellular component: ribosome; cytosolic small ribosomal subunit. Gene Ontology annotation, biological process: translation. Gene Ontology annotation, molecular function: structural constituent of ribosome. The transcript is spliced from 4 exons.